Vitis riparia (riverbank grape) is the source of this 2602-nucleotide messenger RNA. Its product is annotated as probable rhamnogalacturonate lyase B. The record is from RefSeq and is a predicted model, not a curated record. NCBI's taxonomy places the organism in Eukaryota, Viridiplantae, Streptophyta, Magnoliopsida, Vitales, Vitaceae. The coding region runs from base 336 to 2438 and encodes 700 amino acids. The transcript is spliced from 17 exons. Gene Ontology annotation, molecular function: carbohydrate binding.
UCUACUCUCGUCUUCCCCAGAUAUCGUACCCUCUAUCUUUACACAUCACACGUUGAUUUGUAGCUUUGCUUUCAUUGAUUCAUGGAAGAAGGAUCACCGAAUCUGGUAGCGGAGAGAGAACAUACAAGCGAAAGGAAGUUUCCAGGUAGCCAUCGACGAUGUGUCAAAUUCCUCCUCAACGAUGGCGGUGAUGUUGGCAGUGAUUUCAACAACCAUUGCAAUGGCAAUUUGGCAAUUUAUGCUGGUCGGUGGUGAUAGACUGUGACAGCGACUCCUACACGCCUAUAUCAGAUUCAUUCACCAAACAAUGGUGGCGAAUAAGUAAAGAGAAUUUCAUGGCACAAAGUCAAAAAGACGGGAACAAUGCUUUCUCUCCAGUCCAAGAAACCCACUCCAAACACUUGUUAAUAAACCCUCCCACACAUUUCUCUCGACAUAUUCGCAUUCCAAAACAGAAAUCCACUGCUUCCUGGAGCCAGAAUCCGGGUUUUUGUUGUGCCCAAUCCAUGUCGCCUCUGGGAGUGCAACUGUAUAUUCAAGAUCGUCAUGUGGUAAUGGAUAAUGGCAUCCUUCAAGUUACAUUAUCAAAUCCAGGGGGAAUUGUCACUGGGAUCCGAUAUAGUGCCAUUGACAAUCUGCUUGAAGUUCUUAAUGAUGAAACUAACAGAGGUUACUGGGACCUUGUUUGGAGUGUACCAGGAAGUGCUGGAAUAUUUGAUGUGAUUAAGGGAACAACUUUUAGGGUGAUAGUGCAAAAUGAAGAACAAGUAGAGAUCUCAUUCACAAGAAUGUGGGAUCCCUCACUUGAGGGCAAGUUGGUACCAUUGAAUAUAGAUAAAAGGUUUAUAAUGCUUCGAGGUUCCUCAGGCUUCUACUCCUAUGCCAUUUAUGAGCACUUAAAGGAAUGGCCUGCUUUCACCCUUGCUGAAACUAGGAUUGCAUUCAAGCUCAGAAAAGACAAGUUUCACUACAUGGCCAUGGCAGAUAACAGGCAACGGUUCAUGCCCUUGCCAGACGAUAGGUUACCAGGACGAGGCCAACCCUUGGCCUACCCAGAAGCAGUUUUACUAGUCAACCCUGUGGAGCCAGAAUUCAAAGGAGAGGUGGAUGACAAGUAUCAAUACUCUUGUGAUAACAAAGAUAACCGGGUCCAUGGGUGGGUAUGCCUUGAACCGCCAGUGGGGUUCUGGCAAAUUACACCCAGUGAUGAGUUUCGAACUGGUGGACCCGUCAAACAGAAUCUAACCUCACAUGUGGGCCCUACAACCCUUGCAAUGUUUCACAGUGCUCAUUAUGCGGGAGAGCCCCUGGUGCCCAAAUUUGGAGCUGACGAGCCAUGGAAGAAAGUUUUUGGCCCAGUUUUUAUCUAUGUCAAUUCUGUUUUUGGUGACGGUGACCCAUUUUGGCUAUGGGAAGAUGCCAAGGAACAGAUGACGAUUGAAGUCCAAAGCUGGCCCUACAGCUUCCCAGCCUCAGAGGAUUUUCCAUCUUCAGAUCAGCGGGGCAAUGUUAGUGGCAGAUUACUAGUCCAAGAUGGGUAUAUCAGCGAUGACUAUAUAUUAGCAAGCUGUGCUUAUGUCGGAUUGGCGCCACCAGGAGAUGUUGGAUCAUGGCAAAGAGAAUGCAAGGACUACCAAUUCUGGACCCAAGCCGACCUGGGAGGCUAUUUCUGCAUUAAUGAUAUUCGACCUGGUGACUAUAAUCUUUACGCAUGGGUCCCGGGUUUUAUUGGGGAUUAUAAAUUAGAUGCUGUCAUUACCAUAACCCCAGGCUGUGAUGUUUUUGUGGGUGAUCUUCUAUAUGAGCCUCCAAGAGACGGACCUACAUUGUGGGAAAUAGGCAUUCCUGAUCGUUCUGCCGCAGAGUUCUACACUCCUGAUCCAAACCCAACUUAUGUCAACAAACUAUUUGUCGGUCAUCCUGACAGGUUUAGGCAGUAUGGAUUAUGGGAAAGAUAUGCAGAAUUAUAUCCUGAUGGUGAUUUAGUUUACACAAUUGGUGUCAGUGACUAUACUAAAGAUUGGUUCUUUGCUCAGGUCACCAGGAAGAAGGAUAACAACACAUAUCAAGGAACUACAUGGCAAAUUAAGUUCACACUCGACACCGUGGAUCAGAUCGGAACCUACAAGCUGAGAGUGGCAAUUGCCUCAGCAACACUUUCCGAGUUGCAGGUCCGGGUCAAUGAUCCAAAAGCAAAUCCUCCUCAUUUUACAAGUGGGCUAAUAGGGAGGGACAACACAAUUGCGAGACAUGGCAUUCAUGGGCUCUACUGGCUUUAUAGUGUGAAUGUACUGGGGAAUCUGCUCGUGGAAGGUGAGAAUACCAUUUUCCUCACGCAGCCAAGGAGUACCAGCCCUUUCCAGGGGAUCUUGUAUGACUAUAUUCGUUUAGAAGCUCCUCCGUCUCCCGAUUCCAAUUCCAACAAGAAGCUUGCUUAACUUUAAUAGGAAAUUCAAUAGGAACCUCUCAUCCAUAUAUAUAUAUAUAUGAGCCGAUGCACUAUAUAAUUUGUAAAAUAAUUCUUCUUUAAGUGGAGUUGGCUGCUAAUAUCAUUGUGCUAUUGUAAUCUUGCCAUUUGAAACUGAAAACGCAUUGAAUUUUA